Molecule: messenger RNA, 558 nt
Organism: Lachancea dasiensis
Lineage: Eukaryota; Fungi; Ascomycota; Saccharomycetes; Saccharomycetales; Saccharomycetaceae
Source: the annotation of a GenBank genome assembly
AUGGUCUGGCCCUUUGGAAAGAAGCAGGUCGAGGAGGCUAAUCCAAGCAAGCAGGUGGAGCCUGAGUUGCAAAACUAUAGCGCAGGCAAAAAAUAUCUUUUGGAGGACACCAAACCCAGGUUUGCAAAUGAUUCCCAAAGUCAGUACGCUAGUUCACAAGAAAAGGCAACCUUUCGUGAAGCAUGGGAAGCUGUCACUUUGGAUGACUUCAGCAUACAGCGUUUGACGCAAAUUCCAUGUUUUCGGGACGCCGGAAUGAGUGGAUUCACGAGUAUGUUCGUGGUUGGUAGCGUCAUGUUUCUGUACCACAAGAAUCCAAGCCGAGCCGCUAAUUGGGCCGUCGGAGGCUUCUUGCUGGGGAGUAUAGUUGGCUGGGAACAGUGUCGCCUGAGACGCAAAAAAAGUUUCCAAACUGCACAGAUGGCUAGGAGUACUGUAGCAAGCAAAGAGAAGCCCAUGAUGAAUCCGGUAGCCCAUGAUGAUCGGGUCAAAAAGGAAUGGGAGGGGCACACUACUGAUACUGCAGCGGCGAAGAAACCAUGGUAUAAGCUGUGGUAA